CUCGCAGUCGGGGGGCAACAACAGUGAUCGACGACAGCUCAUUUCCAGAUGCUGGUGGGUUUGGCCAACCGAAAUGCCAUCUAUCCUCCCUUUGAUCGUCCCCUUGGGACCCAUUCCAGCCUCGAAUCGCUGGCGCAAAUCCAGUCUUGUCGGCGCAGCAUCUCCUGUCGUUUGAUUUGACCGCCCUCUGCCCCUGCGACUCUCCUCUUGCAACUCUGCCCUUCAUCUUGGUGCUUCCUUCUGCCCAUCAUCCGACCAUGAUCGCCCUGGCUCGAGUUCCUCGUGCCUUCAUCUCUGGCCGCCUGGUUCGCUCGAUUGCGACCCACACACCAGCAGUCACAUUCGCUGCCCACGGCUCGCCCGAGUCGGUUCUGGUUCCAGCCAAGAUCGCACUGCCGGAACUCAAGGACGAUGGUGUGCAGCUACAGUUUCUCGCCUCUCCCGUCAACCCCGCCGAUCUCAACCAGGUGCAAGGCACCUACCCGGUAAAGCCAACGUUUCACCCCGGCCACGGCGCUGUUGGAGGAAACGAAGGCAUCGCCAGAGUCGUCGCCGUCGGAUCCCAGGUUUCCAGCGUUGUUCCCGGUGACCUUGUUCUGCCUCUCGAUGGCCCAUCGCAUGGUACCUGGAGAAAGUAUGCCAAUGUGAGCUCGGACAAGGUGCUCAAAGUCGACCUUGGGAAGGCUUCGAUCGUUGCCGGGGCCACGGUCACAGUCAAUCCAUGCACAGCGUACAGAAUGCUCAAGGACUUUGUGUCGCUCCAGCCCGGCGAUGUUGUCGUCCAGAACGGAGCAACUUCAAGCGUUGGGCAGGCUGUGAUCCAACUGGCCAAGGCCUGGGGCAUCCAAACAGUCAACGUCAUCCGUCCAAGACCCGAUUUUGACAGGGUCGAGAGCGAUCUCAGGGAUCUUGGCGCCACCCUGGUUCUUUCGGAAGACGACGUUCGCAAGCCCGAGACCCUCCGAAAGGUUCAGCAGCUGGGUCCCCGCUUGCCGCAGCUGGCUCUGAACUGCGUUGGCGGCAAGAGCGCAACCAACCUCGUCCGACUCUUGGGCGACAAUGGCAUCAUGGUGACGUACGGAGGCAUGUCCAAGGAGCCGUUGACAUUCCCUACUUCGCCCUUCAUUUUCAAGAACUUUACUGCAGCGGGCUUCUGGAUGACCCGCUGGUACCAGCAAAACUCGAUCGAGCAGCGCAAGAGCAUGGUGGACGAGUUGCUGCAGCUUACGAGCGAGGGCCGUUUCAAAGAUCCCUGGCACCAGCUGGUGCGCUUGACCGGAGAUGCUGCCGACGACCGCCUUUCGAUUGCCGCCGCGCUGCAGAACUCGUCCAAGCAGGGUGCAGGCAAGCAAAUUAUCGUGUACGAGUGAAAGCCGAGUGUGAUGUGCAGGCUGGCAAGGCAUACAGCACCGUUAUGCCUCCACGUAUUCAAGCUGUGGGCUGAGCGUCCAUAUCGCAAAGCAGCGAAGUGUAU
Polychytrium aggregatum is the source of this 1474-nucleotide messenger RNA. RefSeq lists its product as uncharacterized. The coding region runs from base 258 to 1370 and encodes 370 amino acids. Lineage: Eukaryota; Fungi; Chytridiomycota; Chytridiomycetes; Polychytriales. Gene Ontology annotation, molecular function: trans-2-enoyl-CoA reductase (NADPH) activity. Gene Ontology annotation, cellular component: mitochondrion. The transcript has 7 exons. The record is from RefSeq and is a predicted model, not a curated record. Gene Ontology annotation, biological process: fatty acid metabolic process.